Molecule: messenger RNA, 838 nt
Organism: Neomonachus schauinslandi (Hawaiian monk seal)
Lineage: Eukaryota; Metazoa; Chordata; Mammalia; Carnivora; Phocidae
Gene: ATG10
Product: autophagy related 10
Exons: 7
Coding region: 23-652 (209 amino acids)
Biological process (GO): protein modification by small protein conjugation; protein lipidation; macroautophagy
Cellular component (GO): intracellular anatomical structure
Molecular function (GO): Atg12 transferase activity
Source: RefSeq, a predicted model, not a curated record
CGGUCCUCAUCCCACUCCUGGGAUGUUAUCAAUUAGUAUGGAAGAAGAUGAGUUCUUUGGAGAAAAAACAUUCCAGCGUUUUUGUGCAGAAUUCAUUAAACAUUCACGGCAGAUAGGUGAUGGCUGGGAAUGGAGAACUUCGAAGGAUUGUUCUGAAGGCUACAUGUGCAAAACAUAUUUUCAAAUUAAACCUGGGACAGUGGUGUCAUAUCUGGGAACAUCUGCCCAUGUACAGACAUGUCUUCCCACGGAGGAGGCUUUAGAGCUACCCCUGGAUGAUUUUGAAGUGACUGAGACCACAACGGGAAGCGAAGUGAUUAAAUAUGAGUAUCAUGUCUUAUACUCCUGUAGCUACCAAGUGCCUGUGCUUUACUUUAGGGCAAGCUUUUUAGAUGGAAGACCUUUAGCUCUGAAGGACAUAUGGGAAGGAAUCCAUGAGUGUUAUAAGACACAGAUGCUGCAGGAGCCAUGGGACACCAUUACCCAACAGGAGCAUCCAAUACUUGGGCAACCCUUUUUUGUACUUCAUCCCUGCAAGACGAAUGAAUUCAUGACUCCUGUAUUAAAGGAUUCUCAAAAAAUCAAUAGGUGCAUACUAAAUAUUUUUCAUUUGAUCUAUUCUGACAAGUUUUACUUCAGUCUUAGAUGUUAAAGCAUCUUUGGGUUCUUGUCCUCUGCUGCUUCUCCUGAGGUGGAGCUUUAUACCCUCUUUCGGAUUAUGCCUUUGCCAGUGACACUGAGGAACUUUCCUCUAAAAUGGCCCACUCUUGAACCCUCUUACACUGUUGGUGGGAAUGCAAGCUGGUGCAGCCACUCUGGAAAACAGUAUGGAGGUUCC